Nerophis lumbriciformis (worm pipefish) is the source of this 852-nucleotide messenger RNA. The record is from RefSeq and is a predicted model, not a curated record. Lineage: Eukaryota; Metazoa; Chordata; Actinopteri; Syngnathiformes; Syngnathidae.
AUGAUGUGGUCCACCUUUCUGGUGACGGACGAGGAGGGCCGCACGGUGGCCCCGGCCGCCGCCCCCACGGUGGGAGCGGCAGGGGGUGGCGGUGGGCCCCAGGCCAUGGGAGGCCUGGCAGGACUGAUGAGCGGCCGCAGCACCUUUGGCGGGAACAAGCGACGUAGGACCACCGCGCACGCCAUGACCGAAGCGCAGGAAGGAAAGAUCAAACUGGCGUUCUUCGUGGCCAUCGUGGGCGUCAUCCUGACCGUGCUCGGCGUUGGAACCGAGUUUUGGGUGGAACUGGCGCCGCCCAAAAGUUUCUACGGAAACCAGACAUGCCCGGCGAUGUACUACGGCCUGUGGAAGGGGUGUACCAAGACGCUGUGGGUGGCCGACAUCGACCCAGACCGGGAGAGCUGCGGGCCCGCCGAGCUCCACGGAGAGUCCAACUGCACGUUCUUCAAGUAUUUCACAACGGGCGAGAGCGCCGUUAUGUUCCAAAAGACCACACAUAAAAACCUGAGCAUGGCCUCGGCCUUGCUGUCGUUAAUGAGCCUGGCGCUGAUGGUGAUGGGCGCCAUUUGCAUCAGCAUGGCGCUCAGCAAGGAAAUGGUAUUUUUCCUCAAGCCCGCCUCUGUCUGCUUCAUCCUCUCAGGCGUUCUGGUCCUUUUGUGCCUGCUGCUCUUCCAGCAAUCGGUCCACUGGUUGCUAGCCAGCGACCACUCGGUGCCUCUGCACCACAACUUCUCCUGGUCGCUGUCGUGCGUGGGCUGCGCCGGCGCUAUCUUGAUCGUGGGCGGCAUCCUCUUCCUGCUCCUGGCGCUGCCCCAGAGCACCUGGCAGAGGUGCCGCCACGGCGCCAGCUAG